AGAUGAGAAUAAAGGAAAGUUCUAGUGCUUUAACAACUCAAGUACCAAACUCUAGGAUCUUCUUUGUUCUUCAUUCAUCCCUUUAAAAUAGCAAGAACAUAUUAUAACACAAACCACUACACUAAGUAAGAAAAAAUCAAGAAAAAUGGGAGAAGAAGUGAUAUUGUUGGACUACUGGUCAAGUCCAUUUGGGAUGAGAGUUAGGAUUGCAUUAGCUGAAAAAGAUGUAGAGUAUGAAGAAAGAGAAGAAAAUCUUAACAACAAAAGUCCACUUCUUUUGAAGAUGAAUCCUGUUCACAAGCAAAUCCCUGUUUUGAUUCACAAAGGGAAGCCUGUGUGUGAAUCUAUGAUCAUUGUUCAAUAUAUUGAUGAAGUUUGGGCACAUAAGGCUCCCCUAUUGCCCUCUAAUCCUUAUCAGAGGGUGAAUGCUCGGUUUUGGGCUGACUACAUUGACAAGAAAAUAUACAACAUAGGGAAGUUAGUGUGGGCUUCUGAAGGUGAAGUGCAAGAGGCAGCAAAGAGGGAACUAGUGGUGUGCUUCAAAUUGUUGGAGGCCGAGCUUGGUAACAACCGUUUCUUUGGAGGCGAAAAUCUAAACAUUGUUGAUAUAGCUCUUAUACCAUUUUACAGUUGGUUUUAUGCCCUCGAAACGUGCGGCAACUUCAGCCUUGUGGAAGAAUGUCCACACUUGGUGGCGUGGGCUAAGAGGUGCAUGGAAAGAGAGAGCGUUUCCAAGUCUCUUCCCGAUCAAUACAAAGUUUAUACUCACCUUUUGGAGCUAAGGAAGCAGCAUCUUGCUGAACUCAAAGGCUAAUGAAACUUACUGUACCAUGUAAUUUAGGGUGCCUUUUGUUUUAUUUUGUUUGUUUUUUUUUUUCUCUUCUAAUGUUUUUGUUAAUGUUUACAGUUUACCAAUUAUCAUCUAAACUUUCUAGGUUUGAAAAUUAUGAUAUUCUACCAAUGUUUAUGUAGACACCUAAAUCGCGAAACAUGUACCUCUUAUUAAGAGUAAUGAGUAUGCAAGCCUUGUAAAUGUGUUUCUUCAAUAUUAGUAUAGUUUACCUUGUUUUA
This is a messenger RNA of Chenopodium quinoa (quinoa), 1071 nucleotides long. Its product is annotated as probable glutathione S-transferase parC. Gene Ontology annotation, molecular function: glutathione transferase activity. Gene Ontology annotation, biological process: glutathione metabolic process. The transcript is spliced from 2 exons. The record is from RefSeq and is a predicted model, not a curated record. Lineage: Eukaryota; Viridiplantae; Streptophyta; Magnoliopsida; Caryophyllales; Amaranthaceae. Gene Ontology annotation, cellular component: cytoplasm. The coding region runs from base 146 to 814 and encodes 222 amino acids.